Pantherophis guttatus is the source of this 1411-nucleotide messenger RNA. RefSeq names its product mitochondrial ribosomal protein L14 (gene MRPL14). Gene Ontology annotation, molecular function: structural constituent of ribosome. Lineage: Eukaryota; Metazoa; Chordata; Lepidosauria; Squamata; Colubridae. The record is from RefSeq and is a predicted model, not a curated record. Gene Ontology annotation, cellular component: mitochondrion; ribosome. Gene Ontology annotation, biological process: translation.
GGCGAAAAGAGUCUCGCCUUCUACGCAUGUGCGUCCUUUCCUCCCCUUCUCCUGGAAAGGCUGUUUUGCGCCUGCGUGGUCGGAAGAACCUCUGGCCCGGAGACCGCAGAAAGUCCAAAAGGGGCUUCCAGGUCUCUGAUCAAAGUUUUGCCAUCUCAGCCAGUUCCAACAACUUUCACUAUCCAGUCUUCCAUUGUAGGCUUCUAAUUGGAGUCCCAAUGGUUCCUUUGUAUCGGUCCCUGGGAUUGGCUCUUCCCCAGUUAAGCAGGGCAACAAAUAUACGAAAUUUCAGCCUCAGCAAUGUGUGCAGUUAUAUCCAGAAGCUGACUCGUGUGCGAGUGGUUGAUAACAGCACCUUGGGGAACACGCCGUAUCACCGGCCUCCAAAAUGUAUCCACGUCUACACCAAAAACGGAGUGGGCAAAGUGGGUGACCGAAUUCUUCUGGCUAUCAAAGGGGAAAAGAAAAAGGCGUUAAUUGUCGGAUGCAAGUUUCCAGGGCCCCGCAUGACUCCUCGGUUUGAUUCUAACAACGUGGUGCUCAUCGAAGAUAAUGGGAAUCCAGUUGGGACACGGAUCAAAGCUCCCAUACCUUCUCUGCUGAGGAAAAAAAAAGAAUUCUCCAAAGUGUUGGCCAUCGCCACAGAGUUUGUAUGACUACCCGGGAGGCCCUGCGUGACAAACAAGGGGAUGUUUGUGGGACUGUCCCUUGAGUUGCAUUUCUCUUUUCAUUCCCAGAAUUGAGGAAGAAGUGUUUGAAAAAAAGUAGGAAGAGGAUGGCGAGGAGUGCUAAGACAUCUUUGGGGGAAAAUACACUUUCCAUUAUUUUGGGUAAACAGUUGUUCUUCUGAACUAGUUUAAUUAAAGACGGAGUGUUAAUUAAAGGCAGAGUAUUUUGUAUGAUUUAUGCUUUUGAAAGAGGUGGAAAAGGAGAAAGCAAAGGCUGGAAGCCUGAGAGGGCCAUUCAGAGUGUCAAAAUAUUUGACCAUAAUCUGUUCUUUUCUAUUAAUCUCCACUUAUUUUUGUGGGUUAUUUCUUUCCCAGUUUUAUUUUGUUAAAACAUUCUGUGCAUUGCUCAGAUUCCAACCAGCAAUAACUUUAUAAGUAAAUUCCAGCAUGGUUUUAUGCUAUUGAUAAAGGCAAAUAAAAAGGAAAUAAAGGUCAUAAAUAACAUUACUAUGUUACUAUGCUUCCGAAAUGGUUUUUCACAAUUAAAUCCUGAUACCGUGUCCAUCUUUCCAGCCUUCAUAAAUUAUGAGGCCUUGGGAUAUUCAGGUUACCCAUGUACCAUUGGGUGGUUUCCAAUUGCUCAGUCCUUUGUUUUUUUCUUUCUUUUUAUCUGCAGUCUUUGCCAUAUUAACCCCGAUUCUGUAUUGCUAGCUGAAUAAAUUAGGGGCACUGAAUAUAAACUA